UUGCAUACUGUACUCAAAGAUCCUUCCAAGAAAACAGAUUAUCUCCUCCGACGUUUCCUCUGUCGGCUGCGAGCAGUGGUUAAGAAAGUCCUGGGGAGCAGCGCCCCGAGUCUGAAAUCCAGGAGAUCGAGUGCGGUUUGUCACGUAGAAGAACAUUUACUACGACAAAUGAGACAUAAGUUUCAUGCCCUGUCUAAAGAUGCUCAAAAGCACGACGAGGAUACGGAGACGAGACUAGUGGGAAAGGACCUAUUUCGAGGACUGGAGAAAUCUGGUAGUUGCUACGUUCUCAAAGAGGUGAUUGACUUCUAUCUUGGAACCGUUCUCCAGUCUGACCAUUUGCACGCCAAAUAUUCGCAUCUAAGCGACGUUAAAGAGUUUCUCGCCGUUCUCAUGAAACGGCACAUGUCUGACUGCGAUACUGAAGAUAAAACGAAAGCCAACAAAAACAUCGAACGACUGAAACAGAAAGUGGAGAAGCUCGGCAAAGCGAGUGAGGCCAAGGUUGUCGGGGAGCUGUUCAUCCUCCUGCAGGAGAUAACGAGCCGCUGUUCAACACCAGGAUGGAAACCCGGACACCAGGGGAAAUCACCGAUUGAUAACUGAGGAAAGCAAACCAAGACGCAAGGAAGAAGUACCAGUUUCCCCCAAAAACGUUUUUUUUUAACUUAACAAGGAAAUAUUUAUUUCUGAUGUAUUUAUUGUGUAUAAUGUUAUACACAUCAUUGUAAUUACUUACAGUAAGUUUUGCGUAGCAAUCAACAUUGCAUUGCUAAUGGUCACUUGUAACUUUUUAUUUUUAAUCACAUUCGGUAGGACAUCGA
Messenger RNA from Mobula hypostoma (lesser devil ray), 824 nucleotides. Its product is annotated as interleukin-22-like. Gene Ontology annotation, cellular component: extracellular region. NCBI's taxonomy places the organism in Eukaryota, Metazoa, Chordata, Chondrichthyes, Myliobatiformes, Myliobatidae. Bases 169 to 606 code for a protein of 145 amino acids. The record is from RefSeq and is a predicted model, not a curated record. The transcript has 6 exons.